AUUACCUACCUGACCGAAUCUCAAGUUAUCCAGUUUGUAAACAGCGUUUACACUGUGAAUGACUUUGGCAAUCCAGAAAUUUAUCAAGAAAAAUUAACUAGUACAGACGAUAUCUUUGAAACAGUAAAGGAAAAUUCAACAGUCCUUAAUAACAAAACAUUACUUGCGUUUACUCGUUGGUGUUCGGGCAACAGGUUAAAAUUCUUAAAUACUAUAGAAGAUAAAAAACCAUGGAGGUAGAAAAAGAAAUCUUUUUGUAAUGGAUAAAAUUUACCAUGACUGUCUGGUUACAUCCAUUACGGAAUAUCUGCUAAAUUACCAGCAAACAUUGAAAAAUUUGCAGAAUAAUAUAUUUGAAAUAGUAGGAUACGUCCGAAAGUCUCCAGCCGCAGAUAUAAUGGAUAACCGUGUGGAACUAUUGCAGCAAAUGGUAGACAAUUUGCGCUCCAGAUCUUUUGCGACUCGGAUUUUUGUCUCAUCAAGCUCAAGGGCUUCAACAGCUUUUGCAGAGCGAGAUGUUAACGUGGACCAAAAAAUACACCAACAAUUAGAUAAAGUAGAUGCUCGAGAUUUUUUUAAAUACUUGAAAGCAACUAAACAUUCAAUUUGUCUUGCGGUCUUGGAUUUUGCUGGAUUUUCCAGUCGAUCCAGUCAUCUUCACGAAUUGUUGAAAGAUUAUCCCAUAAUAAAAAAAGUCGCUGUGGACACAUUCAUGUUUUCAAAUGAACUGUUCAUUUAUGAUACCUGUGAUUUGAAGGCAAACGCCAAUUUAUUAGAAAAAUUUGAUUGUAGAUACAAAUUAAUGAAGAGAUCAUGUUGUAUAUUGAGACUUAAGUCCGUAUAUAGAUAUUGACAGAGACAAAUAAAGCCUGU
This is a messenger RNA of Mycotypha africana, 873 nucleotides long. RefSeq lists its product as uncharacterized. Lineage: Eukaryota; Fungi; Mucoromycota; Mucoromycetes; Mucorales; Mycotyphaceae. Bases 260 to 853 code for a protein of 197 amino acids. The transcript has 4 exons. The record is from RefSeq and is a predicted model, not a curated record.